Molecule: messenger RNA, 1569 nt
Organism: Lodderomyces parapsilosis
Lineage: Eukaryota; Fungi; Ascomycota; Pichiomycetes; Serinales; Debaryomycetaceae
Product: cytochrome P450
Exons: 1
Coding region: 1-1569 (522 amino acids)
Molecular function (GO): heme binding; iron ion binding; oxidoreductase activity, acting on paired donors, with incorporation or reduction of molecular oxygen, reduced flavin or flavoprotein as one donor, and incorporation of one atom of oxygen
Source: RefSeq, a predicted model, not a curated record
AUGGCUCUUGACUUAGCAUCGAUAUCCUCGUUCAUCACCAUACAUUUGUUCACCUGGUAUGGUGCUAUUAUACUGUUUGCUUUAAUUUACGCAACAGUUGGUAAGAUCAAGAGAGAAAUUUUUAUUAGAAAGCAUGGUUGCAAAGAAGCAUAUGUCUUUCCUGAUGGUGGCCCCUUGGGUUUGGUAUUGGCGUUCAUUUUACAGAAGUACAAAUCAGAUGGUACCAUUCUUGACUUUGCUUUAUCAUUGUACGAGGACUAUGGUAAGAGAACCACUUUUACUGCAUAUUUAUUUGGUGUCAGAGUUGUUGUUUCUGGGGAGCCUGAAAACAUGAAAGCAGUUUUGGCCACCCAAUUCAAUGAUUACUCAUUGGGUUCAAGACAUGCUCAUUUUGCGCCUUUGUUGGGUGAUGGUAUUUUCACUCUAGAUAAUGAGGGUUGGAAGGAGUCAAGACAAUUGUUGCGUCCUCAAUUUGCAAGGGAACAAAUCUCACACGUUAAGAUGUUGGAACCUCAUGUUCAAGUACUUGCGGAACAUAUUAGAAAACACAAAGGUCAAACUUUUGAUAUCCAAGAAUUAUUUUUCAGAUUGACUGUUGAUGCUAGUACUGAAUUUUUGUUUGGUGAAUCUGUCCACUCAUUGUAUGACGAAUCAAUUGGAAGAAAAUGUGACCCCGAAGUUGCAGGUUUUGCUGAUGCUUUCAAUGCUGCUCAAGUGGCAUUGGGAGUAAGGACCUAUUUGCAAGUGAUGUAUUUUCUUUACAACCCACCUUCGUUUUGGAAAAACACUAGAACUGUUCAUAAUUUCGCCAGAAAAUUUGUCGACAAGGCUUUGAGUUUGACUCCUGAACAGGUGGAAGAAAGAACACAGAAACAUGGUUAUACAUUUCUUUACGAAUUGGUUAAACACACAAGAGAUCCAAAAGUUUUACAAGAUCAAUUGUUGAACAUCAUGGUAGCUGGUAGAGACACAACCGCUGGUCUUUUGUCAUUUACCAUUUUUGAAUUAGCUAGACAUCCAAAGGUUUGGAACAGAUUGAAGGACGAAAUUUAUCACCACUUUGGAUCAGGUGAAGAUAGUGAUGUUGAAAACAUUUCUUUUGAAACCUUGAAGCAAUGUACUUAUCUCAAAUGGGUAUUGAACGAAAUCUUGAGAUUGUACCCAUCGGUUCCUGUAAAUUUCAGAGUUGCCAACAAAGAUACUACUUUACCGGUUGGUGGUGGUCCAGAUGGAACUUCACCUGUUUUUAUUGGAAAAGGUACCACUUUUGCUUAUUCACCAUACAUGACUCACAGAUUGGAGAAAUUCUACGGAAAAGACUCUUUUGAGUUUGUCCCAGAACGUUGGGAAAAUUCACCAAAGUUGGGUUGGGCUUAUUUGCCAUUCAAUGGUGGUCCACGUAUUUGCUUGGGACAACAAUUUGCUUUGACUGAAGCUUCAUAUGUUAUUGUACGUUUAGCUCAAAUGUUCCCCAACUUGUCAAGUAGUUAUAACGGACCAGAGCCAUGCAGGAAAUUGGUUCAUUUGACUAUGAGUCUAAUGGAUGGUGCUGAAAUUCAAAUGAGUUAA